AUGUGGGCCUGGGGGUUGCUUCUCUCCACCUGUGCGGAAGCGGACUGGCUCUUGAAGGCAGAUGCCAAUAGACGCAGUGGCUACCUCCGAAAGGGAUUUUCAGGGCGGCUACUGGAUGCCGGAUGUUCAUCGAGCUCAGACAAGGAAAACAUCCACAAGGAAAUUUUUGAAAGCGGCAAGCUGCAUGAGGUGGAAGCAGCUGUGAGGGUGUUGUUGCGCAUGAACAUUGUGACAGGGGAGCUCCAGCGCACUGCAGCCAAAACUGGGCAGCUGGGAGAUGUCUCGCGCUACAGUCAUCUAUGGGUUAUUGUUGGCCUCUUCGGCUGGGUCGUGAUACCUCCUCUAUUGUUUCAGCGAGCAGAGCUCCUGAAGCUGGUGAUGCUCGUGGCUAUGCCUUUGCAGGGACUGGUUGUGGCUCAUGACUUCGCCUUUGUUUCUUCCUGGAGAUGGGUGGUGGAGGAGCAGCGCUACCGAAGUGUGCCCCAGAGUGAGCUAGACCGGUUGGACAAGAUCGAGCCGGACGUUGACGAGGCAAAUGCCAUGCUUGUGGAGUCUUUUCUCAAUGUGAAGCGCUCCUUAGGAGCAGAGGCACCGUCUGAAUCACAGCGGGAGCCUUCCCGGUCUAGUGCCUCUCGUCCUGCUCCGUUGGGCAGCGACGCUG
Symbiodinium pilosum is the source of this 661-nucleotide messenger RNA. Lineage: Eukaryota; Dinophyceae; Suessiales; Symbiodiniaceae. The record is from the annotation of a GenBank genome assembly.